AUUUGCUUGAAAGCUUUCGGCACCAUGGCAACCGCUAUCCGUGCAGCAGCUGGCAGCCGUUCGCUGAAGCAACUGCUUUCCGAGCUGAAAGCGAUCCGGUCGGCCGAAGACUCCGGUGCGUUUGCGCUGGCCUCGAAGUACAUCACCGACCAGUACCGGCGGUUCGAGACGACGGAACAGCAGCACUGCCGGGCGAAGGAGGAGCUGCAGUUCACGGCGGAGACGUACCGCUGCUACCUGGAGAGCUUGCGCAAGCUGAAGGACCUGAACGAAAGCUACCGCGGCAAGGGCGAACGCAGCAUCCGCGACACAGCGGAUAUGGUGGGCUUCAAGCUGCCGCACGAUCCCAAGUAGAUGGGCAGGUUGUGUUUCGGGCCUCAAACAAAAACAGUACCAGCCUGGCGUGUAAAAACGUAUAAAACGUAAGCAAAUCUACAUAUAUUAUUAUCAUUCUAAAAAUCGA
Messenger RNA from Anopheles arabiensis, 463 nucleotides. RefSeq names its product protein FMC1 homolog. Lineage: Eukaryota; Metazoa; Arthropoda; Insecta; Diptera; Culicidae. The coding region runs from base 25 to 354 and encodes 109 amino acids. The transcript has a single exon. Gene Ontology annotation, cellular component: mitochondrion. The record is from RefSeq and is a predicted model, not a curated record.